This is a messenger RNA of Python bivittatus (Burmese python), 1583 nucleotides long. Its product is annotated as erythroid membrane-associated protein-like. Gene Ontology annotation, molecular function: protein binding. The record is from RefSeq and is a predicted model, not a curated record. Lineage: Eukaryota; Metazoa; Chordata; Lepidosauria; Squamata; Pythonidae.
AAGAAAAGAAGUGAUACUGUAUCGGUCUUAUGCCUUAUGUUUAAUAUUGCUUCUGGCUAAAUCAUGGAAGCUUUAUACUUAAAUGCUGUUCCCUCUUAUUCAGAGAAGGUGGUUGCCCAUUUGCUGCUGUUCCUGUUGAUGACUUAUUCAACAGCAGGUAUCAGGAGCCCAUUGAUUAUGCUUCAGCAAUAUGAGGGCAGUGGGAUCAGACUCAUCUGCAAAUCUAAAGUAGAAGAGUCACCUGAGAUUUUGCUGCUUUCAUGGAUGGACAGCAAAGGCCAGGAACUUGCUUCUGUUCCAAUCAUUCUUGGCAAUGCCAGUCUGGAUUUUCUUCUAGAGCCAGGUUAUGACAAUGCUAUCUCCUGCAGGAUCAUCGGAAAAUCUUCAGGUCACGUAUUGGAAUCAACAUCCCUUGUCAUUGAAGAUACCUUUUUCCCUGCCAUAUCCGGAUACAUGGUUGCCUUUUUUCUGAUUGCAGUGCUUGGCAUUCUUCUCAUAAUCGGCACUGUUUUUAAACUAAAAAGAGACAAACUGAAGAUUGCUCAGGCAGUAAAUGAAAAGAAUGCUCUACAGGAUGAAAUAUUAAGCCUUCAAAAUUCUCGAGAAAGUGAAAAAAAACUCUUUGAAAAAGAUCUGAAAGAAGCACAAGAUAAAUUUGCAAAAGAUACAGCAGAAUUAGAUUUCAGGAGGGCAUCAUCCAAUGCAGUCAAUCUCACUUUGGAUCCUAAAUGCACACAUGCCAAGCUCAACAUUAAAGACAAAAAUAAAGUCAGGUUGAAUCCGUCUGACUCAGGAUUAAAGGAUCUUAAAGGAACUCCAAUUGCAGUGGCAAAUGAAGGAUUUGAUGAAGAUAAAAAGUACUGGGAGGUGGAGGUUGGACAAAAACCGGACUGGGAGCUGGGAGUACUUUCUGAGAAGGCAAGAAAGAAACUAGAACAAGAAAAGCUAGAAAAACAACUGGAAGAUGAUUAUGUGUCUAUGAGAUGGUUCCAAGGUCAAUAUCAUUGCUCUGGAGGAAACAGUUUAAUCAGCAGUGAAAAUAAAGAAUGUAAAGUUGUAGGUGUUUAUCUAAUAAUGGAUGGAGAAGAGCAAAUGCUCUCAUUUUUUGACGUUGAGCAGAUGAAUCUUAUUCGGUCCAUCCCUGCCAAAUUUUCUGAGAAAAUGUUUCCAUUUUUCAAUCCUGGGAAGGAUGAGGGGUAUUUGGGAGUGCGCCCAGUGAAUAUUCCUCCAUGUUUAGAAUCCCUUUGAUAUUAUGCUUCAGACCCCUUCGACACUUUGUUUGCUUUUUAUCAGUUUUGUGUAUGGACUGAUUUAAACUUGCCAUUGCCUUCCUUGAUUUCUUUCUCCUACCCUUGAUGACUCAUAGUUGAAAAGUGUUGUUUUUGAAGUAAGGUGAGAUGUUUGAUGUUUGGGUCCUGAUGGGCCUGAAGAUGAUGUGAUGUUCCAGCCAUCCAGUGAGGAUUGUACAUUAGGAGCUAUCCCUUAGUGACCAAUGAGGAAGCUUGUUAAUGGAAGAAAAAGAUCUUGACAUAGUUUUAAUUUUACAUGUUAAUUUUGAAACAUAAUAUAAGGAUUUAAAAAAC